This is a messenger RNA of Setaria italica (foxtail millet), 2839 nucleotides long. RefSeq lists its product as uncharacterized. The record is from RefSeq and is a predicted model, not a curated record. The transcript has 4 exons. NCBI's taxonomy places the organism in Eukaryota, Viridiplantae, Streptophyta, Magnoliopsida, Poales, Poaceae. The coding region runs from base 133 to 2400 and encodes 755 amino acids.
UACUCGGGCAGCAUGAGCAGUGACCACACGCAGGCAAAUCCCAUUGCCAAAGGCAAACCAGACAUCGGCCUCCUCCAUUAUUGCAAACGUUCGUUUAAUUUCUUUCAGAGUUUUCACAAAAAUUAAGGAACCAUGGAAGAGGACGUCGGAAGGCCGGAGGUGCUGAUGAUCAAUCGCUACGUGAGGCUUCUGGCCGCCAACGGGAACAUUGCAAGCGCUCUGGGAUUCCUGGCGUUGCUGUGGUCCACCGUCGUGCUCCUCGGAGGCUUCAUCGACGAUCUCCUGCUCAAGGAGUUCUGGGUCCUCACUGCACUCAGCUUCCUCAUGGCAUGCAGGAUGGCGGAAAUUACUAACAACGAGCUCCGUAAAGGGAUUUAUAUGGAAGAGGAUGAAAUCAUUGAUACUCUCCGGCAACAGAAAUGGUUCGAGGCGCACAAGGUUGUAAUCGUGCUGCGUGUGGUGCAAGUACUGAAGUGGAUUUUUAUCGUGUGUUUUAUCCUGCUCUAUCUUGUUUCGCCAUUUGUGAACCUGGGGAUCGCAAUGUGGCGUCUUGUACGACGACAUUAUGGCGAUGCGGGUGGAGAUAUUGGCAACAGAUCAAAACUGAACGCCGCACUGGACAUCUUCUAUGUCCUAAUUCUGUUCCAGAGUUUGUUCGCCUUCUACUGCAUAGCCAUUGACUUGGUGGAGAAUAUAUUGAAAUCACGAACGGAAAAACACUGUGGGCUUGAAGAAAGGCGUAAAGGAAUCGUUUGGCGCUACGCUUCAGAAACAGCUAGGAAGUUCAGGAAGGACGGGGAGCUGCCUGGCAAUUGGAACUUGAUCGCAUACGGUGUAGAGAAGCUCGAGUCUGCAUCUGGGGAUGACCAUCUAUGGGGAGCAAGGGUGUUAGACCAGUUGUUCAGUAAGGAUAAGUCUGUAAGACAGGAGCUGCUAUCUUCCAGGAGCUGUAUCCAGAAUCUGAUCGGCAUGAUUGGUCGGAGAGGUACAGCUGAUAACGUCGAGAACAGAGAGCGUGCCGCAAGGAUUGUAGCACACCUUGCCAGUGACCUCAAUAUAGCUCACUUCCCGGGUACACUGCAAUGCAUCUGUUCCCUACUUGAAAGCUGUAAUACGCAAUCUUGUGAGCCACAAGCUACCGAUCCGUCGGAGGAGCCAGAGGACCAAAAUGGUGCUGACACAGUACUGCAGAUCAAGGACCAAACUGAAUAUGAAUCUGGAGGACCCAAAGAACUGGUUUCUCAAGGCCUGCUGAUUCUCGAGGGGCUCACACAGGACGAAGAGAACUGUGCAGAGAUAAGCAAACACCCAAGGCUGCUCUCUAAGAUCACAUCACCACUGCUGAUUUCUCAAGGCCUGCAGAUCCUUGAGAGGCUGACACAAGAUGAAGAAAACUGUACAGAGAUAACCAAACACCCAAGGCUGCUCUCUAAGAUCACAUCAACAGUGAGCAGCCAUAACUUCCUCAGCAAUACGCGAGACAACACAAUGGUUGAAAUGCUAAGCAGGUCACUCACAGUGGUGAACAGGCUACUUACCAGUCCUGGUGAUGGCGCCACAAGGCUGCGCCAGGAGAUGGCAGGUAACAAGGAAGCUGUCAGCAAUCUGGUGGCUAUUUUGGAGACUGACAGUGAAGGUGCCCAAGAACUGCAUGAACAAGUCCUGGAGGUCCUGGCAGAGUUAGCCUUUGAUGGUUCUUUCACAAAACCAGCUUUUGGUGAGUCUGAAUGCAUGCUCGACAAGCUUUUCAAGACCCUGCAACGCAUCUUCCUUGAGGAGAAGGAUGGCAAUGCUGUGGUGGGAGAAGCAGACAGAGAGAAAGACACCAGACUGAGGGGAAAAGCAGGGGAAGCACUCGCCAGAUUGCUUCCCGUUCGCGCUGCAAGAGAUGCUAAUAAUGUUGCUGGUAUACUUUCCAAGCAAGAAGAGAUCAACCUAUUGACCAAGGUGUUCGAUCACAUAACAGCUACAGGUGCAACCAUAGGUGCAAACAAUGAAAGGCAAUCUGAUGAAAGAAAUUUGUUGGCAGCCAUGUUAUCCCUCGUCGUGGUGAUAUGCAAUGAACACAUUAUCAGUAGAGAAGAUUUUGUUCGUGCCAUCCAUGAAGAUGCAGCACUGGUGAAGAAGCUCGCGCAGGUACUGAAAGUAAACAAGCAAUGCACGGCUGAGUGUUUGAGAGUAGCGAAGCUUACCUGCCAGGUGGUGAUAGCUAUGGUUCAAGCCAAGCCCAGCUUCGUCCAAGAUUUCAAUGAACAUAACUUCAAGGAAGAACUGACCGAGGCUUUGGAAAUCAUGUCGGAGGUUGAUGGCUGCAUGCUCUUUGCUUCUCUUGUGAAGGAAGCACAUAAACUCCUAAACAGCGCACAAGAACAUGGUGUUCGUCCAACAGAAUUUCAUUAAUUAAGCUACCACGGCCUUCAGGUUGUGUUUGUGAUCAACAAUCACACUGAAAAACUGAGUAACCUUCAAGAAAUUGAAAUCCAUGAGUUGACAGGAUCUGAACAUGAAGUUUCUUUUGUGAAGCGACUAUUUGAUCGGGCAACAGCAGUGAACAAGGUGAUAAACUUCAGAGUCAUCAACCACACUGAAAGCAAGGCCAGGAAUAUGCAUGGAGAAUGAUGCAUCGUAACCACAAGAAUGUACGUGUUAUAUGCACACGAAGACUUCUAGUAGUAGAAUAUGAACCAUGCAUGAAGUUAUAUGUGUAUCAGAAUUUUGUAAUUUCUAUUUUGAUGCCUGCUGCAGUGCAUGACAACAUGAAAAUGCUAGCACGCAGCUCAUUGAAAAAUGUGGAAUCCAUUUACCUUAUGGUUUAUUCUUAUUAAUGUUGUGUUUCUUA